AACUUAGAAGAAUCUUCAUACUGUGACGAAAGAGACAGCAAUAGAAAAGUAGAAAAACGUCUAGUGGAAGGACGUAUGAUCGUUUAUAAUUAUGUGAAGUUUAAAUUCGUGAAUGUAAUAUUUGUUCCGCCUAAUACACGGACGGAUUAGAACGAAAUUGCUACGUGAAAGUGUUACAUAUUCGAGUAUAUCUUAUUGUGUUGUGGACUGGUUAUUGUAUAGGUUAUAAUAAUACAUAGGCAUGUAAAAUGUCAUAGAUAUAACAAUUGUAAAAGAAGAGUGGCUAAUAAAUUAUUCUCCUGUUAUUUCCAAUAAAUACGGAAGUAAGACAGCCGAAGAUAAUUAGAUAAGUUUCGAUGACUGGUGGCUAAGGUGGAUAUUGCAGCGAAGAUAAGAUCUUUGCGAAUCGUGCAACUCUUUAAUUGCAGAAGUAAUUACUGCAUACCAUUCAGUGCAAUAACGAUGACGACCUUAGACUCACAGACCGAUAAAACUUUAAGCAAUCUUGAUAAGCUUUCUAACACGGAGCUAGCUGAAAUUCCAUCCGAUCAUGGACUUCCUGUUGGAAUAAGCCCGUUGGAAUCUCGGGUAGCCGGACAUCCGUCGUUAGACAUCGAACGGCAGACGAUUGGCAUGUUACGUAGAUCAGACGGCCGUGUAUAUAAACCUGUUGUUAAACCGUUACUUGGGAAAAGGGAAAUCUCGUUUUAUGAAAAUUUACAAAUAUCUCAAGAUCCUGUUAUGUUACAAUUGAAAAAUUAUGUUCCAAGAUAUUACGGCACAACAGAGUUGCAAAUUUUUGGCAGACGAGUAACAUUCCUUACGCUGAAAGAUAUUACCGAUGGUAUGGCGGAACCGUGCGUGAUGGAUAUAAAAAUAGGUAGACGAACGUGGGAUCCUUUAGCCACGCCAGAGAAAAAGGCAACGGAAGAGUUAAAAUACGCCGAAUCUAAACGCACUUAUGGAUUCUGUAUAACCGGCUUUCAAGUAUAUUGCGUUUCUUCCGGCCAAUUAAAACAAUUUGGCAAACAUUACGGCAAGACUCUCGAUGCUAAAGGUGUCGUGGAAGGUAUAUUAUUAACUUGUUAAUUAUUUUAUAGGGAAUAUAUAUAUAUAUAUAUA
This is a messenger RNA of Apis florea (little honeybee), 1122 nucleotides long. It is a transcript of the gene Ipk2, whose product is annotated as Inositol phosphate kinase 2. The record is from RefSeq and is a predicted model, not a curated record. NCBI's taxonomy places the organism in Eukaryota, Metazoa, Arthropoda, Insecta, Hymenoptera, Apidae. Gene Ontology annotation, molecular function: inositol tetrakisphosphate kinase activity; inositol-1,4,5-trisphosphate 3-kinase activity. Gene Ontology annotation, cellular component: cytoplasm; nucleus. Gene Ontology annotation, biological process: inositol phosphate biosynthetic process.